ACCAAUUACAAGAGCACAAUUUGAAGAUUUUGUGGAAUGUUUUAGACGGUUCAAUGAGGUUCCGUUUGAACCAGUUCUUAUUAUAAAGGCUACUUCUGAAAGGAGCGAAGAAGACCAAGAGAAUCUUUUUCUUCCUAAAGAAAAUCAGCUCAAGGUUUCGCAUGAUUCAUAGGAAUUUAAUAAUACGUUAUCAACUCAAGAGGAGUUAUCGUUUUCUAAUGGUUCUCUAACUUUUCCGGACACAUGAGUUGGUAAGGAGAAUACAAAAGAAACUUCGCAAAAGAUGAAGAGAAUCAAUUGAAGGAAGUUUUACAUAAUUCUUCAAAACUUGAUGCAUAUCCAAGUGUUGAUAUUCCCUUUGAAGAAACGUUUGUGUGAUGGUCUACACCAACAAGAAUUGGGUGGAGAAAUACAUAUCUUUCACCUGUAGUUGAAGACCUGGGAUUCAGAAGUUCGUUGUUUCUUACUGGUUUGCCUAAAGAUUUUCCAAUCGGAUUUCAUGUUGAGUUAACUCCAGUGAAUUUUUUUUGUGGUAUAUCCGACGACAGAGAUUUACUCCGGAAGAAUUCGUGGUAGGAAUUUCUUAAACACAACGAGAGUAACGUUGGAAAAAGAUUAUGAAGACGUUAAUGUUUGCAUGAACGUUCUCGUGUUAUUCCAACUACAAGAGGUACGAGAAGGCGCAGCUGUAAAUCUACUUUCUAAAGUUUCAUAUGACUCUCAUUCAUCUUUGUUCGAGCCUGGAUUAUUGACACAAACUGAUGGAUACAGUACUGACACCAAGUUGGUUUUGGUGAACUGUAACUGCGAGAGAAUUAUGUUGCUUAAGAUUUUAAUGGAUCUGCAUGUGAGACGUUUGCAUCUGUGCUUUGAACCAUUAUAUUUUCUAAUGACAGUAAAUUCUAUUUUCAAUCACGGGAUAGAUGUUGCUGAGUUUCCUGGAUUCGCCGGAUAGAUGGAUAAACUUCUGCGGUUUGUGUUUGAGCAGUCGCUUGUUGAGACCAAAUUUUUGGUUAUCGACAUUAAGAAAUUUGAUUCAGAAUCAACAGAAACGUGGUUUUAUGUGAAGAUAGAAGAAAUAUUUGAAGGUGAUGGCAUAAAUGUAUUAACUCUUGAGGUUCGUGACAUAAACCACUUUCGUGAUUACACCCUUGGGAAUUAUCCUGCAAAUAUCACAGGCUACAAGAGAAGGCAGAAACAUGAUAUUUGGUUACCACUUCUAAACAUUAAGGUGUCGUCUUGCAGUAACUUUUCUUUCCAUGUACUCUAGUGAAGCAUAUGAUUUAUGUCUUACAGAAGUCAUGACGAUUAUCACUUUGUUGCUACUGAAGUUGGUGAUCUUAGUUACCUACCACCACUGCGAGAACACCAUGUCUCGUGUUGGAAAUUAUCAUUUUCCUCUUGGAAAUAUGACAUUAUCUGGUGUAGAAGCCGUAGAAGCAAGUAAUAAUUAUUGUGUUGAUCAAGGGUUUGUGACUAUUCGAACUGGUGAUUUCUUGAAGGAAUACUUUCCAAUAUUUUUCGCGUUCUUCGAGUUCUCUUCGUCAAUCCUAGUGGGCGCUACAACAAUUCUACUCUUCUUCGUGACCAAAAUUUGGUAUACUUUCCUGGAGUUGCUGUGUACAUACCAAACUUGGAAGACAAGUUACACGAAUUUGCGGGUGGAAACCAACAAUGGUCGUGGAAACCUGGUGGACAUGCAUUCUGUAAUCUAUUCUACACUUUGGACAGGAUAUAGCAAAAAUAUUUAUAGAGUUUUUCUUGCUUGGAUUGAAGGGUUUGAUGAAAUUCGAAAGCUCGAGACACGGGACAUCUACGAGGUAGCAUUCAAAGGCUCAACUUCCACUAGACAAACGAUACUUGGAUUGCCAGCAAAUAUCAAUGUUACGCACGUUACUUGGGAGCCUGGAGGAAAUUUUUUAUUUAUUGUACUCGAUAGUGGUUUUGACGACAGUGCUAAUCUUACAACUGGUGGAGAAAGGCUUAGAAACAAUGGCUACUUCAUUAAGUCUACAUUUUUUCCUCAUACUACGGAUGUUCAUGAAUGGAGUUUUAGAGAUAAUUAUGCAGAGCAAACUGUGGACGGAAGAGAAUUUGCACGGCAUAGUUCAUGUGUCUAUCACAACUUUCGUCAGUUUAGAAAAACUGAUCAGCUCCAUUUAGUGCACUAUUCUCUAAUGCCUGGUUUAUUAAGCUUUUAUACUAUUUGCUUACAUUUUAGUCACACUGGGAUCAACGCUCCGCCUAGCAUUCAGGAUGACGAUAAGCAACAUGAAUUGUUGUCAAGUUUACACCUAGAUGUAAUCCCAGAAGACAGAAAAUUUGUCAAGUCGUUGGACGAGAAGGACUCCAAGUUAACGCUGGUCAGUGUUAUGGAAACUGAUGCUAUAUUGAAAUAUGAUGCUCACAACUUAAAAGAUUUCUCUAGCACAUCUGCAGUUCAUAAAGCUCUUAUGGAACUCAAUGAACGGAGAACAUUUAUAACUCCCUCAACUUCCUCUGUUUCGGAACUCUAUGCUAUACAUGGGACAGGUGAUAACACAGAUUACGGACAAAGAUUAACUUUGAAAACUACUACGAGAGAGGAAAACUGUUGUCUGAUUUAGGUGUCGUUGAUGACUUGAGUGGUUUUGGAGGUAUAGAGUGUGCUCGUAUCGAGUCUUCAUACAUAAUAAGCUUGCGCGAGUUGGACAUGAAGCACGUGAAGGAUUUUGUAUUUCUACAUGAAAAUAUUGAACAGACUAUGGUCAUUCUUCACGAAUGGGAGCUUACUUGGACAGGACGUGUCUCCUGGAAGCAACACACCUGCAUGAUUCGUGCUCCAAGUAUUAAUACUACUUCAAAGCAACAUUCCCUCGUAUGGUCCACUAUUAAACUACUGAGAAUUAAAACUGUGGUUGUUGUCUUUGAUCGUGGCAAAUCAGCACGAACAAAUGAUAAGCUGGACAGUCUUCUAGACAAGGAAAAGUUUGGGGUAAACCGCAUAGGAGGAGAAAGAAAAUCAGUAAUUACUGUUGGUUAAACUUCAACAUAGAAGUCACUAACAAGCUGGUUAG
Molecule: messenger RNA, 3056 nt
Organism: Papaver somniferum (opium poppy)
Lineage: Eukaryota; Viridiplantae; Streptophyta; Magnoliopsida; Ranunculales; Papaveraceae
Exons: 2
Coding region: 1260-2606 (448 amino acids)
Source: RefSeq, a predicted model, not a curated record